Messenger RNA from Capsaspora owczarzaki ATCC 30864, 1117 nucleotides. RefSeq lists its product as hypothetical. The coding region runs from base 215 to 919 and encodes 234 amino acids. The transcript is spliced from 3 exons. Gene Ontology annotation, molecular function: proton transmembrane transporter activity. NCBI's taxonomy places the organism in Eukaryota, Filasterea, Ministeriida, Capsasporidae. The record is from RefSeq and is a predicted model, not a curated record. Gene Ontology annotation, biological process: proton motive force-driven ATP synthesis.
UUUUGUUGUUAAAAUGAAUGGUUAUCUUCUCCAGCUUUGACUGUUUGAUUGCACAGCGACUGGAAGGUAUCAAGUGUGAGAGCAGACCAAAUCAACGACUUCACAUCUGCCAAGUCCCCCAAUUCCGCUAUUGCAUUAUUUCAACACUGCAUUCUAAGAAUUCUCCUGUUUGUUUUUUCAAGUCUGAGAUUCCACUCUUCGUUUUCAUCCACAAAUGGCUUCGUUGAUCGCUCGUCGCCUUCCUCUGCUUGCGGCUUCCUCUGCCCGAGCAUUCUCGUCAAAGGCCGCUGGUGCCCGCGCGCUCGGUGCCUCGGAGGCCCCCAAGAAGCCCGAGGAGCCCAGCAAGGGCGGCCUUGCCAAGCUGAUCAGCGAGAAGACCGGCAACACUGGCGCUCUGCUGCUCGCCUCGGGUCUGGCUGCUGUCGGCAUCUCGAAGGAGAUUAUCAUCCUGCACCACGAGACCAUCAUGGUCGGCUCGUUCGGUCUUGCCGCCUACUUCAUCUACAAGAACAUCAAGCAGCCCGUUGCCGAGAUGCUCGACCAGGACUACCAGGCCUCCGUCAACUCGCUCCAACAGUUCCGCGACGUCCAACGCGAGAAGCUCGCCAAGGACCGCAAGGCUGCCGAGCAAUACCUCAACACCACCGAUCUUGUCCAGGAUCUCCGUGGCUUCUUGAACAACCUUAACGAGGUUGACGCUGAGGUCCGCGCUCGUGAGCAGUACGCUAACGUUGCCGCCGAGCUCAAGAAGUCCCUUGACUUGGCUGUUUCCGUCGUCCAGGCUGCCCGCCGCCAGGAGCAGCUCGAUUUGGCUGACGCCCUUGAGCAAAGCCUGCUCAACCAGGGCUUGUCGAAGGAAGACGACGCGGCCUACCUUAAGAAGUGCCUGAGCGACCUUGCUGCCCUUGCCCCCAAGUAAACGUUGUGUGUCUUGUGUUGUUUGUUUUUUCUUCCUUUUUUUUUUUCUUUCCCCAUGAUUGUGAAUCCCCCCCCCCUUUUUAUCAUUCUCCAUCCAACUUGACGGACUGAUGGGUAUUGCGUUUCCCCGUGUCUGCUAAUUUGAUGCAACAAACUAAACUGCAAUACAUGAAGGUUCGUUUCGACCUUUGCAUUCUCG